Molecule: messenger RNA, 3657 nt
Organism: Sorex fumeus (smoky shrew)
Lineage: Eukaryota; Metazoa; Chordata; Mammalia; Eulipotyphla; Soricidae
Gene: MAMDC4
Product: MAM domain containing 4
Exons: 29
Coding region: 1-3657 (1218 amino acids)
Cellular component (GO): membrane
Molecular function (GO): protein binding
Source: RefSeq, a predicted model, not a curated record
AUGACCUUCGGUCUGGAGCCCACCCAUGGCAGGGCCCCCAGGGGCUUUUACAGCCCAGACUCCUCCUCACCACAGUCACCUGCUGCUCUCUGGACAGCUGGGUCCCCUGGCUGGACCUGGACCCCACAGCUCUGCAAGGCCCCUCGCGAGGCAGUGUGCGACUUCCUGUGUGACUGCCAGGGCUGUGCCGAUGAGGCCCAGUGUGGUCACCACGGAGCCGCCUCAGGCACCUCGUUCUCCUGUGACUUCGAGCAGGACGCCUGUGGCUGGCAGGACAUCAGCACCUCAGGCUACAGCUGGCUGAGGGACCGGUCUGGAGCCACACUGAGUGGCCCAGGGCCACAUGCAGACCACACUCGGGGCACUGACCUAGGCUGGUACAUGGCUGUGGGCACCCACCGCGGGAAGGAAGUGGCCACGGCGGCCCUGCGCUCCCCGGUCCUGCAUGAGGCUGCCCCGGCCUGUGAGCUACAGCUGUGGUACCACGUGGGCUCUGGAGAUGCGGCUGAGCUGCGGCUAGAGCUGACCCACGGCACCGAGACCUUGACUCUGUGGCACCGGGCCGGCCCGGGGGGCCCCGGCUGGCAGGAGCUGAUGGUCAACACUGGCCGAGUCCGGGGCAGCUUUUGGGUGACCCUGUCGGCCACUCGCAACGCCACCCACAGGGGCGCCGUGGCUGUCGAUGAUGUGGCCUUCCGGGCCUGUGCGCUGCCAGCCCCCCAGGCACACUGCCCCCUGGGUCACCACCGCUGCCAAAACUCAGCCUGUGUGGAGCCGCAGCAGCUGUGCGAUGGGGAGGCCGACUGCAAGGACGGCUCGGACGAGGCCCCAGCAGCCUGCAGCAGCCACACCACCGCUGACUUCGAGUCGGGCCUGGGCCUGUGGAACCAGUCUGAGGGCUGGUCCCGGAACCGCAGCGCCGGGGGACCCCAGCACCCCAGCUGGCCGCGCCGUGACCACAGCCGUAACAGCGCUUGGGGCUCCUUCCUGGUCUCCCAGGCCCCGCCCGGCUCCCCGGCUCUGCUCUCCAGCGCCCUGUUCCAGGCUUUGGAGCUGCACAAUUGCUCACUCACCUUCUACCUCUACCUGCACGGCUCCGAGGCUGGCUGCCUGCAGCUCUUCCUGCAGCCUGGCAGCCCCAGCGCCCCCGGGACCCCCACCCUGCUGCGCAGGCGCCGUGGGGAACUGGGGGCCGCGUGGGUGCGAGACCGGGUGGACAUCCACAGCCCGCACCCCUUCCGAAUCCUCCUGGCUGGGCAAACGGGCCCAGGGGGUGUCGUGGGCCUGGACGACCUCAUCCUGUCAGAGCACUGCAAGCCUGUCCCAGACACACCCCAUUUGCUUGCCGUGCUCCGGGCCCCAGCACCUCUCCCCGGGGACAUCUGUAAGCCGGGACAUUUGGCCUGUGGGGACCUCUGUGUGCCCCCGGAGCAACUGUGUGACUUCCAGCCGCAGUGCACGGGGGGCGAGGACGAGCAGGAGUGUGGUGCUUUGGACUCCGAGGCACUCACAGCUGGGGGCUGGGAGGACGCCAGCGCGGGACGGCUGCAGUGGGCAUGGCAGCAGGCCCCGAGGAGGCACGGGACACGGGCGACAGGGCCUGUCUUGUCCAUCCAGAAGGCCUGGGGUCAGCUGUCAGCCGAGGCUCGCACCCUCACGCCUGCCCUGGGUCCCUCGGGCCCCGGCUGUGAGGUGCACCUGACUUAUCACUUCCAGAGUUGCCCGCAAGGCUUCCUGGCACUGGCCGUGGUGGAGGGCGACAGCCGGGAGUCGGUGUGGCAGGCCUCGGGCAGCAGCCCGGCCUGGGAGGUGGCCGUCAUCCCGCUGGGGGCCCGUGGCCAGCGCUUCCGGCUGGAGCUGACGGGCCUGCUGAACCUGGAGGGGCCCGGCCAGCAGGGCGCAGAGGUGGCCCGGGUGGCCCUGAGGAACUGCAGCCCAACUGCCAUCAGUGCCAAGGACGAAGAGGUCUCCUGCAACUUCGAGCGGGACAUGUGCGGCUGGUACCCUGGCCACCUCACCGACGCCCACUGGCAGCGGCUCCAGAGCCAGGGCCCCGAGUACGACCACACCACAGGCCGAGGCCACCUGAUGCUCCUGGACCCCACCAGCCCUCCGGCCCGGGGCCCGGAGGCGCUCCUGCUCACACGGCCCCAGACUCCAGCCACUUCUCCCCAGUGCCUGUCCUUCUGGUACCGCCUCUCAGGGCCCCAGAUCGGGACGCUGCGCCUGGCCCUGAGGCGGGAAGGAGAGGCUGAGACCACGCUGUGGUCCUGCUCGGGCACCCAGGGCAACCGCUGGCACCAGGCAUGGGCCACACUCCUCCACCAGCCGGCCUCCGACGCCAAGUACCAGCUCCUGUUCAAGGGUCUCCGGAAUGGCUUCCACGGCACCAUGGCACUGGACGAUGUGGCCGUGCGGCCAGGCCACUGCUGGGCCCCCAAGCAUUGCUCCUUCGAGGACUCUCAGUGCGGCUUCACAGGGGACCAGGACCUCUGGCGGCGUCAGAACAAUGCCACAGGCCACGCCACCAAGGGCCCCCCCGUGGACCACACCACCCAGACCGCCCAGGGGCACUACAUAAUGGUGGACACGAGCCCACAGAUCCUGCCCAGCGGCCACGUGGCCUCACUGACCUCAGAAGAGCACAGCCCACUGGCCCAGCCCGCAUGCCUGACCUUCUGGUACCACCUGAGCGCCCAGAACCCAGGCACACUGCGGGUCAGUGUGGAAGGGGCCCUGCAGGAGUCGCCGCUGAGCAUCAGUGCCCACGGGGGCUUCGCCUGGCGCCUGGGCAGCGUGGACGUGUGGGCCGAGCGCACCUGGAGGGUGGUGUUCCGGGCAGUGGCCGCAGGCGUGGAGGACUCCUACGUGGCCCUGGAUGACCUGCUUCUCCAGGACGGGCCCUGCCCGCGGCCAGCCUCCUGCGACUUUGAGGCGGGCCUGUGUGGCUGGAGCCACGUGCCAUGGCCCGACACGGGCCGGUACAGCUGGGACUGGAGCAGUGGGGCCACACCCUCCCGCGAGCUGCAGCCCCCAGUGGACCACACGCUGGGCACAGAGGCAGGGCACUUCGUGCUCUUCCAAACCGGCGUGCUGGGCCCUGGGGGCCUGGCUGCCCGCCUCCACAGCCAGCCCCUGCCCGCGACCCCGGCCUCCUGCCUGCGCUUCUGGUACCACAUGGCCUUCCCUGAGCAUUUCUACAAGGGCCAGCUGAAGGUGUUGCUGCUCAGUGCCCGAGGCCAGCUGAUCCUGUGGGGUGCGGACGGGAGCCACCGGCACCAGUGGCUGGAAGGCCAGGUGGACGUGGCCAGCACCGACGAGUUCCAGAUCGUGUUUGAAGCCACUGUGGGCAGCCAGCCAGCCCUGGGACCCAUCGCCCUGGACGACAUUGAGUAUCUACCUGGGCAGCAGUGCCAGCUGUCCAGCCCCGACCAGGGACACAGGGCUACGGCCACGUGGGUCCCGGCUGCAGUUGGCGGUGCCCUCAUCCUACUCACACUGCUGGCAUUUGGGAGCUGGCACUGGCUGGCACGGAGACGUGGCUGCCCGCUGCAGGACGAGGCAGCUACAGCCCCAGGCUUUGACAAUGUUCUCUUCAAUGCGGACCGUGUCUCCCUCCCAGCAGCACUCAGCAGCAGCCCGGCCCCCAAGAGCUAG